GUGUCAUUGUCAUUUGUCGGAUCUGUAUUCCAAAGGUGUCAAAUUUCCAGAAAACUAAAAUUGUAUUUAUUACACCUUCGAUAAAAAAGUCAUAAGAAAAUAGUAACAAAAUGCAGAACCCUAACGAGGAUACAGAAUGGAACGAUGUCCUACGAGCGAAGGGAAUUAUUCCUCAAAAGGAGAAAGAAAUCUCGGAAGAACAAAUUGUGAACAUGAUCGAGGAGACCAUACAAAAUAAACAAGCCGAGAAAGAGAAACAACUAUCAGAACUGGACUUAGAUGGCUUAGAUGAGCUAGAGGAUGAUGAAGACGAAGCUGUACUACUGGAGUACCGCAGGCGGAGGAUAGCUGAAAUGAAGAGAUUGGCAGAAAAGCCGAGAUUUGGUGAUGUGAGAGAGGUCUCAGGACAGGAUUAUGUUCAAGAGGUGAAUAAAGCUGGUGAAGGCAUUUGGGUUGUUAUACAUCUGUAUAAACAAGGCAUACAAGAAUGUGCCCUCCUAAAUCAGCAUAUGCGUGAACUGGCCAUAAAGUUCCCAUAUACCAAGUUCCUGAAGGCAAUGGCACAGACUUGCAUCCCCAACUACCCGGAGAGGAACCUGCCCAGUGUGUUUGUGUACUUUGAGGGUGAUAUGAUGAAGCAGUUUGUGGGACCACUAGAAUUGAGAGGAACUGCUUUGACUUGUGAUGAAUUGGAGUUCAUUUUGGGUCAAGUUGGAGCUGUUGAUACGAAAAUCAAAGAAGACCCAAAACCUAAGAUAAAGGACAAAAUGCUGACAGACCUGGGCUGCAAUGAUUGGUGACAGUCUGCUGAAGGUUGAGUUGGUGCAAUAGACUUUUUAUUUGGUGUGAGGAUAUUUGCUUAUUGCAUUUCUUAUUUAUUUUAGUUAUAGUAUUUUAUUAAAAAAGGAAUUCUCUUUUUAUUGAGUUUUAGUAAUAAGUAAAGAUGUAAUUACACAAUCUAUGUUAAGCAUUUAUUUCAAUUAUUGUAACUUGUGUUAUCUUUGAUGGAACAUGAUGAAAAUAAAAGCCUUUAAUUUUG
Messenger RNA from Papilio polytes (common Mormon), 1039 nucleotides. RefSeq names its product viral IAP-associated factor homolog (gene viaf). Gene Ontology annotation, biological process: protein folding. The record is from RefSeq and is a predicted model, not a curated record. Gene Ontology annotation, cellular component: cytoplasm. The transcript has 5 exons. Bases 111 to 800 code for a protein of 229 amino acids. NCBI's taxonomy places the organism in Eukaryota, Metazoa, Arthropoda, Insecta, Lepidoptera, Papilionidae.